AUGGCUCCUAACAUUUUGCCUAAUUCUUCUAGAUUUAUCCUGAGCAUCCUCAGCGUCGUCUCAUAUUUGCCACAAUGCCACAGACUCCGCGAACAAGGCCACUGCGAUGGCCUUUCACUCUACUACGUCCUCUUCAACCUCCUCAGCGCCACAGAACAAGUCACCAUCGGCUUCUUUCUCAACGUCAACAAUGAUGGGUCUCUGAGGCCCGACGUCUUUGUCAAUACCCCAGCCACAGCGGGAGACUGGUUUAAUCUCGGCCAGCUGGUCGUCGUCUGGCUUUGUUCUCUGUACUUAUUCAUCCUCUGCUUCCGAUACUCAUCCGCAAACCCCGACAGAAUAGGCCACAGACAAGCCGUCAUGACAAUCUCUACCUUGUUUCUUCUCUUCUCCGUCGUCCCAGUUCUCAUAGACGCCUGCCAACCACCAUCACGAUCCGAACCCCGACGAUGGGCCCAGGACAUCUUCGCCUUGGUUCACUACCUCCUCUUCAUCCCCAUGUCCACCGCAAUGACUAUCCUUGCCGUUAUUCCGCAAGUGCGUGAGAUACGUUCUCGACGAGGGAACGCAGGCGCUCUAAGCCUCCCGGGUCUCACCGUCCAAUGCGUCGUCUUUGCUCUUGUUGCAAUCUCUUGGGUAUUCCGCGUCAAAUACCCGCCGUACUCGCCGUCUUGGGUCGAGUGGUAUCGCUUGAUCGGGUGGCCUGUGGUUAAUGAUGGUCUUGCUGGGUGUGUUCGGGGGUUGUUGCUAGUCGUUGCGCUUCGCGACGGCAUGGACGAGGGGUGGGAGUCGGUUGAGGGACGACCUUUGCUGGGUGUCUAG
Colletotrichum orchidophilum is the source of this 822-nucleotide messenger RNA. Its product is annotated as ATP synthase F0. Lineage: Eukaryota; Fungi; Ascomycota; Sordariomycetes; Glomerellales; Glomerellaceae. The transcript is spliced from 3 exons. The record is from RefSeq and is a predicted model, not a curated record. Bases 1 to 822 code for a protein of 273 amino acids.